UGCUGCCGUCACGUGCUUUCACUUCCGGCUACACACUACAGCUGGGAUUUGUCACCGGUGUCGAACCCUCUGCAUAAAUAUUCCUUUUAAUUUUACUGAACGACAGUUUUAACCGCCACUCAGGCGAUUUGAGAUCUCGCCAUGCCCAUAUUCCCGGAGCUGUAUUUUAAUGUGGAUAAUGGUUAUUUGGAAGGUCUUGUAAGAGGUUUCAAAGCAGGCAUCUUGUCGCAGGGCGACUAUCUCAAUCUAGUGCAAUGUGAAACGCUGGACGACCUGAAGCUUCACCUGCAGAGUACAGACUAUGGGAGCUUUUUGGCCAAUGAGGCCUCACCCCUUAUGGUCUCUGUCAUUGACGACAAGCUGAAGGAGAAGAUGGUUGUGGAGUUUCGUCACAUGCGGAACCAGUCCUAUGAACCGCUUGCUAGUUUCAUGGACUUCAUCACAUACAGCUACAUGAUUGACAAUGUCAUUCUCCUGAUCACGGGCACCCUACAUCAGCGUGCCAUAUCUGAGCUGGUGCCCAAGUGCCACCCCCUGGGAAGUUUCGAGCAGAUGGAGGCCGUCAACAUCGCCCAGACCCCAGCAGAGCUGUACAAUGCCAUUCUGGUCGACACCCCCCUCGCCGCAUUCUUUCAGGACUGCAUAUCAGAGCAGGACUUGGAUGAAAUGAACAUUGAGAUUAUAAGGAACACGCUUUACAAGGCUUAUCUGGAAGCUUUCUACAAGUUCUGCUCAUCCUUGGGUGGAACCACAGCCGAUAUGAUGUGCCCUAUUCUUGAAUUUGAGGCUGACAGGAGAGCCUUCAUCAUCACCAUCAACUCCUUUGGAACGGAGCUGUCCAAGGAGGACCGGGCCAAGCUGUUCCCCCACUGCGGCAAGCUGUACCCCGAGGGCCUGGCCCAGCUGUCCCGGGCGGAUGACUACGAGCAGGUCAAAGCUGUGGCCGACUACUACCCCGAAUAUAAACUCCUAUUUGAGGGUGCUGGCAGCAAUCCAGGAGAUAAAACACUUGAAGACCGAUUCUUUGAACACGAGGUGAAGCUCAACAAGCUGGCUUUCCUGAACCAGUUUCACUUCAGCGUGUUCUACGCCUACGUCAAGCUGAAGGAGCAGGAGGGCCGGAACAUCGUGUGGAUCGCGGAGUGCAUCGCCCAAAGACACCGCGCCAAGAUCGACAACUACAUCCCCAUCUUCUGAGCUUCUGAAGAGAGCUUUACAAGAGAGAAUUCUUUGUCUUUGGUUGUAAUCGGGGGUUGGGGGGUAGUUGUCUAAUGUCCUGUCAUGUACGAGUGUCUGCUAAGAUUGUUACCCCAGCUGAACCUUGCCUGUAGGUGUGUAAAUCUCACAAGCUUGACAUGUCAUUGGUUUGUGACCAACAGUUCUAGAAAAUCUAAAUCCAAAAAGAUGGUCUGCGUGUGUCUCGUGCUGUGUCAUCACGAAGCAUAGCCGAAUCAGUUUGUCUCAACUCACACAGUCAUGCCUGUUCCACUAAUGAAACUGUAGACAUCUCGCUCACUUAAAACUUUUCACAGCACACUGACGGUAUGCUGCAGUUAGCCUAAUUGGACUUUCAGUUCACAGUUAUCUGUCUAAUAAAUAUUCUUGUAGCUUUGAAUGCUUGGAAGACUUUCAACAAAAUUAAGCUGGGUCUCCAUUUUGGGUGGUUAGUUUUUAAUAAGUUACAAAGGCAUUGCAAGCUUUGUCCAUUUCUGUUGAAAAACUGCAACACAUUCCAUAUUUCAUCAGGACAUUAAGUCCAAGCUAUGACUUAUUAUAGUGUUAUGUACGGCAGGGUCAGCAUGUUGUGUGUUAAUUGAAGCCAGAAGGAACUGGUAAAUGUUGCACUUUUAAAUGUCUAGAAACUACUGCAAAUUCAAAAAGCGCCAUGCUGAUUUUCAUUUCCACAAAAGGACUUCAUUGUAUUUCUGUUUUUUACUAUUUUCUCAUAAAACCAUGUUUCACAAGUUUUUUGACAGGGCAGCAGUUUUUGAGGUUCAGGGAGUGCAAAUGUUUAACACUUGCCCUGAACAGAAGUGUAGAUCAGUUAACUUGCUGUAAUAGCAGAAACCUGUAUUAUGUUGAUCUGUGGAAUCAUCUCUCGAUUCAUAAUGGUAUAAUGUGCUUCCCCAUUGUGGACUUGCCUGGAGAAUUGGUAACAGAAAGAUAAUUUUUGAAGUUUACGUAUAGCAUAUUUAUUAUCUGGAAAAUUUCAAAUAUAUAUAUAUAUAAAGUUAAAUGAUAUUCUUUUCCAGGCCUUUGCUUGUGGUGUAUAUAUUCACAUACUAAAUUGAGAUGUGAUGUAACUUUAUUUUGAUUUAUUGUGAAAUUAAUCUCCUAAAUGUAAUAAAAAUAAUUUAUUAUUCUACA
Molecule: messenger RNA, 2367 nt
Organism: Anguilla anguilla (European eel)
Lineage: Eukaryota; Metazoa; Chordata; Actinopteri; Anguilliformes; Anguillidae
Product: V-type proton ATPase subunit d 1-like
Exons: 8
Coding region: 142-1197 (351 amino acids)
Biological process (GO): proton transmembrane transport; vacuolar acidification; vacuolar transport
Cellular component (GO): lysosomal membrane; proton-transporting V-type ATPase, V0 domain; vacuolar proton-transporting V-type ATPase complex
Molecular function (GO): proton-transporting ATPase activity, rotational mechanism
Source: RefSeq, a predicted model, not a curated record